AUGGACGAUGGCCAAAGUAACAAUGCGGAAUUCGCAGUCGACAGACCCUCCAAUCGCACGCGAUCCGGCAGCGCAAGCAGCGGCCACAAACGAAGCCUCUCCGGCUCUUUACUCUCAAGACUCUCCUUCCUUCGUCUGAGCCAAGCUACACAAUCUGAGGCCAUGGAACAGGACGGGGACAGCGAGGACAUCGGGUCCAACAGACCACAGGCCCCUAAAGAUGCCCCAGUCAGCGGUAGGGCAAUGUCAGCAGUUCUACAACAGCAGCGCCGAACACGACGGCGACGCGGCUCAUUACGGAAGACCGCGCUCCUAGGCACUCGGCUUGAAUCGCGUGAGAAACGAUCAGGGAGCAAAUCAGCCGACUCCGUCCCUCGAUACCAGGGCGACGCGCCACGUUCUCCAAAAGACCAAACAUCGCUCCCAGACGAGUUCACGACCCGCGGAGGCUUCGACGACGAUGCCGAAGAUACCCCAACCCAGACACAACCUAGCUGGUUCCGCGCAAGUACAGCGCAAAAGAUCCUCCGCCCCUCGCUUACGCGCCGGCGGCAAGGCCUCGUGCAACAAAACCUCCUCGGUGACGAGACGGGCACCGACGACGAAGAACUCGUCUCCUUCCCACGCAUCAACAGCACAACCACCUCCGCCACCGGCACCAACGCCGCGAAAAAUGCACCCACCACAGCCCUCCACAUCUCGACCCCCUCCUCCAGCUCGGACCCCUACUACCCUCUUACCUCCGACGCAGCCUACAGAUCCAUCCACCGCAAAUCCUCCCCGCUCGCUACACACCCCGUCGAGAUAAAAAGCAACGCAGAAAUAACAUGGGAUUACUCCGAGACCGAGUGGUGGGGAUGGAUCAUUCUAAUGGUCACCUGGCUUGUCUUCGUUGUCGGCAUUGGCAGCUGCUUCGAGGUUUGGAGCUGGGCUUGGGAUGUCGGCGAGACGCCAUAUGCGCCGCCGGAACUGGAGGAUGAUCCUACACUUCCUAUCGUGGGGUAUUAUCCGGCGCUGAUUAUUCUCACGGCUGUUAUGGCCUGGGUUUGGGUGGUUGUUGCUUGGGUGGGGAUGAAGUACUUCAAACAUGCUAAUAUAUCGGGCGAUGAUAGUUGA
Messenger RNA from Penicillium atrosanguineum, 1116 nucleotides. RefSeq names its product PIG-Y family protein. The coding region runs from base 1 to 1116 and encodes 371 amino acids. NCBI's taxonomy places the organism in Eukaryota, Fungi, Ascomycota, Eurotiomycetes, Eurotiales, Aspergillaceae. The transcript has a single exon. The record is from RefSeq and is a predicted model, not a curated record.